AUGUCGCCCUUCAACAAGAUCCGCGAGGGUCUUGCCCGAGAGGACAACACUCCCGUUGCCCAGACUCUGGCUCCUCAUGAGAAGGAGAUCAAUGAGUCUCCAGACACCAUCACCGAGACUGGCCCUGACCACGACAAGGAGGCCACUGCUGGUGCUCAUGCUCCUGAUGAGAAGGGAAAUGAAUCUGAUGUUCCUAGCGAGGAUGUUCAAAAUGGUGUCAAGGAGAUCCAAGCCAUCACCCUCACUUGGGGUAAGGGAUCUCUGGCCGCUCUUCUGUGCCUCAUCUGGACUCUGUUCCUCAUCAGUGGUUUCCGAAGUUCUUUCUACCUCGUCCUGGUCCCCUAUGUAACCAGCGAGUGGCAAGCUCACUCCCUGAUGACCACCAUCCCCAUCGUAUCAUCUGCCAUGACCGCAGCUUGCUACAUUCCUAUGGCUAAGGCUCUUGACGUCUGGGGCCGUGCUGAAGGAUUCCUCCUCAUGAGUGGUUUUGCCACUCUUGGUCUCAUUCUCAUGGCCGUCUCUCAAAACCUCGCUACUUUCUGUGCCGCACAGGUCUUCUACUCUGUCGGUUUCGGAGGCAUGAUCUACGCCGUUGGUGUCCUCGCUGCCGAUGCAUCUAACCUGAGGAACCGAGGUUUGGCUUUCGCUUUUACUUCCUCUCCUUACAUGAUCACCGCGUUUGCUGGUUCCAAGGCCGCCGCCGCCUUUGUUACUGAUGUCGAGAACUGGCGAUGGGGUUUCGGUUGGAUCGCUCUCGUUUUGCCCUGCGUCACUAUUCCUCUGUUCCUCGUGCUUAAGAUCAACCUGCGCAAGGCUUUCAAGAACGGUACAGUUACCAAGACCACUCGAAGCCGCGGCUUCUUCGGUAGCAUCUGGUGGGCCUUUAACGAGUUUGACGUUGUUGGAGUUUUGCUCUUUGGUUGUGGUCUCGUCGUCUUCCUUCUUCCCUUCAACCUUGCGGCCCACGCCCCUAACGGUUGGAGUACCGGCUACAUCAUCGCCAUGGUCGUCGUUGGCUUCUGUACUCUCGUCUUCUUCGGUAUCUGGGAGUACUGGCUUGCCCCUGUGCCUUUCCUCCAGGGCCGCUUCCUCCUCGACCGAUCCGUUGUCGCCGCCUGCAUGAUCGAUCUGACUUAUCAGAUCUCCUACUACACCUGGAACUACUUCUUUACCUCCUUCUUGCAGGUCGUUGUCAACCUUCAGCCUGCCGAGGCUGGAUAUGUCAACUCGACUUUCCAGGUUGUUUCCGGCGUGCUUCUUUUCAUCGUCGGUUUCCUCAUCCGCAAGACCGGCUACUACAAGUGGACCUUCUACUUCGCUGUCCCCAUUUACAUCUUCGCCCUCGGUCUCAUGAUCCAUUUCCGGGCCCCUAACCAGUAUGUCGGAUACAUCAUCAUGUGCGAGAUUUUCAUCUCGGUUGGUGGUGCUGUCUUCAUCCUGGUUAUGCAGCUCGCCGUCCUCGCCGCCGUUGCCCAUCAAUACGUCGCUGCCGCGCUCGCUACUCUAUACGUCGCCGGAGGUGUCGGCGGUGCUGUUGGAGGAGCUAUCUCCGGUGCCAUCUGGACAAACACCUUCAUCCCUCAACUCAUCAAGAGGCUGCCCGAGUCCGAGGUAGCCAACGCCCCCCUCAUCGCAGGAAACAUUGUGAGCCAGCUUUCGUACCCAGUCAACAGCCCUGCUCGACUUGCUAUCCAGGAGUCGUACGGCUAUGCUCAAGUUAGAAUGCUUGCUGCCGGUGUUGGUAUUGCUUCUUUGUUCUUUAUCUGGGUCCCCAUGCUCAGAAACAUCAACGUCAAGAAGCUUAAGCAGACCAAGGGUCUCGUCCUCUAA
Fusarium coffeatum is the source of this 1830-nucleotide messenger RNA. RefSeq lists its product as uncharacterized. NCBI's taxonomy places the organism in Eukaryota, Fungi, Ascomycota, Sordariomycetes, Hypocreales, Nectriaceae. Gene Ontology annotation, molecular function: transmembrane transporter activity. Gene Ontology annotation, biological process: transmembrane transport. The transcript has 3 exons. Bases 1 to 1830 code for a protein of 609 amino acids. The record is from RefSeq and is a predicted model, not a curated record.